Saccostrea cuccullata (small rock oyster) is the source of this 706-nucleotide messenger RNA. RefSeq lists its product as uncharacterized. NCBI's taxonomy places the organism in Eukaryota, Metazoa, Mollusca, Bivalvia, Ostreida, Ostreidae. The record is from RefSeq and is a predicted model, not a curated record. The coding region runs from base 38 to 706 and encodes 222 amino acids. The transcript has 4 exons.
GCAACCCAUUACGUGGAUUACUAUAUUGUACAGAAACAUGCUCCGUGCAAAAAGGACUACAAAGUCUCCAUAUGCCAGGCCCGGCCGAGCUCCAGCUGCCACCAAAAAGGCCAAAGCAUCCAGGCCUCCAAGCACCGUGACUCAACCGAACCAGGUCACCACUGCUACAAGCACCGUGACUCAACCGAACCAGGUCACUCCUGACGCCAUACCUCCAGCCUUAUCAAACCAGCCUACAACUUCCUCAGGAAUAGACAUCCCUGACCCCUUAGAGUUUGAGGCAUCGCCAACAAUGCUUUCUACAGUGGCAAAAGUUCAGGAAGCUGGCCCCCCAUGCAGACUAUUAUCCCUGCCAAGUUCCUCUGGAAUUCUGGAACCAUCGAAAUUCGUGCACAGCAAUCCACUUGGCAGAAUUUUGCAACAAGCCAUCGCUGGCAACUUCUGUUUACCCUCCAGGGUUGUCAGCACCAUAUGGCUCCGUUUCUGCAAACCCGCAACAUCGUCCCUCGUCAUGGCUUUAGAGAUCCUUCCAGGCUGCAAUCCAUGCCGACGAACUACAGAAUUUUGCAACAAGCCAUCGCUGGCAACUUCUGUUUACCCUCCAGGGUUGUCAGCACCAUAUGGCUCCGUUUCUCUGCAAACCGUAGGCGCCAAAUGCCAGAUUGAGGAUCGGCGCUUACUCAUUGACACUUGCAAUAAUACUUGA